Molecule: messenger RNA, 805 nt
Organism: Uranotaenia lowii
Lineage: Eukaryota; Metazoa; Arthropoda; Insecta; Diptera; Culicidae
Exons: 4
Coding region: 168-653 (161 amino acids)
Source: RefSeq, a predicted model, not a curated record
AUUUCUUAUCACUAAUCUAGUCGAACCCCGGCCAAUCGCAUUCGAAUUGAUAACUAACUCGUCCGGAUAGAUCGUUCUUCCGCAGACACAGUAUGGAUUAGAUUGAUUUGUGCCACUGAAUAGGGAAGACCUUUAAUUGGGAUUUAAAUUUUGUGAACGAUAUCAGAAUGAAGGUUAUUUUUGCUAUUUGUGGAGUGUUGCUGCUGACCGUGGCUGUUCACGCCACAGAAGACCAGGCUCCGGUAGCCGAAGUUGUCGCAAAGCUAGAGAAUUUGAUCACAAAAGUGAGAUCCAAAAUUAAUGCAGAAGAAGCACCUGUUGUGAAAUCUGUUCCGGACUUCCCCCAUGAGAUUACUGCCAGGCUAAAUAAACUGAUCAGGAAAGUGAGCACCAAAACUGACGUCGAAGAAGCACCGGUUGCCAAACCUCAGAACCAGGUUCCGGUUGCCGUCCCUGAUACGAUCGUCGAAAAACUGGAAAACUUUAUCGCUGAAGUUAGAGCCAAAAUGGACGCUGAACCGGCCCCGAUUGUGGUACAGCCUAACAACGUGAUCGAUGCUCCAGUCCAAUGCCCGCCAGGACAGAAGCCGGAUCAUAACAACAAAUGCCGUGACGUGUGGUCCAAGAAUGUCCCAGCUGAAGAGUCCUCUUAAACGUGGAGACGUGGAAGAUUGACAGGAAGCUCCGAGGUUGCAAUCAGUAUUUAAGUAUUCGCCAAUCGGACGAGACAGGUAGUGUGAAGUGAGUAUAGUUUCGCCAUCAAUAAAACUGAAAUAAAGAGAAUUUUGCACACCACGAGAGUAAA